GAGAAAAGACUCCACUCAGGACGUUGGCAGUGUAUGCCAGUCAAUCGCUGCCACAGACUUUAUCUCCUCCUGUCUCCGGAUGUCCUCUCGUAGAGCUGAGAUGACCUCUUCUGCUUUUGGACAGUCUGCUCCUCUCAUCCCAAACCUGGAGACCGGGAUGGGGAAGUCUGCAGCCAUGCUGGGGUUGUCUGCCGGUUUGGGGGGAGCAGAAAUGGAGCUGCAAAAAAUGCUAAUCGAUGAGAGGAUGAAGUGUGAAAACCACAGGACCAACUACCAGACUCUAAAAGCAGAACAUGCCAGCUUGCAGGAUGAGUUCACAAGGGCGCAGGGGGAACUGAAGCGCCUGCUGAGCGACAGACAGGCUCAGCAGGAGAAACUGCAGCUGCUGUUGGCCGAGCUGCGAGGAGAGCUGCUGGACAAAACCAGGGAGAUGGAGGAGCUUCGGCUGCAGGUGAUGACCCCUCAGCGGCUGGAGUUGCUCAGAGCUCAGGUGCAGCAGGAGAUGGAGGCUCCAGUCAGAGAGCGCUUCAACAAGCUGGAGGAGGAGACGGAGAAGUACAGAUCAGAGUACAACAAGCUGAGGUAUGAGUACACCUUCCUCAAGUCCCAGUUUGACCACCAGAGGGAAGAACACGCUCGUAUACUGGAGGAGCGGAGGAUACGCUACCAUGCAGAGAUCUCUCAUCUGGAGAAGGAUAGGGAGGACCUGGUGGCUCAGUACCAGGGUUCAGACUCACUGCGCGACGGGAGACGAGUGGAGGCUCUGCUGAGGGAGAAAGCUCAGCUCCACCUGCGGCUGAAGGGUCUGGAGGCGGAGGUGGCCGAACUCCGAGCCCAGAAAGAAGACUCGGGCCAGCAGGCUGAGAACGUCCAGCGCAUCCAGAUCCGACAGCUCACAGAGUCUCAGGCUGCUGUGAAGUCGCUGGAGGCGGAGCGUCAAUCUCUGCGUCUCCAGCUGGAGCGGAUGGACAGCGAGCUUCAUCAGAGCCACGAGCAGAACAGCCAGCUCACCGGACGACUGCACAAAGCCGAGAGAGAAGUCAACUCCCUCACCUGCCAGAUUGAAAGCCUGAAGCACUCCCACAAACUAGAGGUGGCCAGCAUCAAACUGGAGUGCGCCCGCUCUAAAGGGGAAGUGGAACGGGACAGAGAUACACUGCAGGGGCAGAUUGACGGUCUGCAGGCAGACGUGGAGGUGUUUAAGGCGGCGGUGGAGCGACACAAAGAAAUCCUGGUGGAGAAAGAGAGGGAGAUGGUGAGGAAGGUGCAGUCCACUCACGAUGAGGAGUUCCGCAAAACUGCAGCUUUGCACGAAGAGAAGUUAGAAUUGGAGAACCGUCUGGCGGCGAUGGAACAGCAGAGAGCUCUGCAGGACGCCACCGACCACUCCCAGAAAGAGGAGUGGGAGGAGCGCAUCCGUAACGCCCAACAAGGCGAGGAGACAGCUCGCAGAGAACUACAGAGCCUGAGAACCAAACUACAGCAACAAAGCUCACAGCUGGAGGAGCUUGAGAGACAGAAAACAGAAAUUGGUGACCUACAGCAGCAAAACAAGGACCUGGGUGUCCAGUUGGGGACGCUGUCUCAGUCUGAAAGUGACCUGAUGGAGACAAACCAGCGCCUGAGAGAGACACUGGACAGAGUGAGGGAGGAGCUGAGGAUGGCUCGAGCUCAGACCGAGAGGAGCCAACACGAGGCUGAGAGGCUGACGGAGGACCGGCGUGUUGAGUGGUUGGAGGAGAAACACAAGCUGCAGGAGAGGGAAGCAGAGCUGCAGCAGAAGUACUCUCAGGUCAAAGAGAAACUGCAGAGGGCAGCUGUGGCCCAGAAGAAGAGGAAAACACAGACCGAGAACAAAGAGAAGAGACUGCAGGAUAAAAUGCAGUUGCUGGAGGCCAAGAUAGAAGAGUUGGAACUGGAAGCCGUCACAGCCAAGAAACGUACAUCCCACUCAGAGGAACAGCCUCAGUUCAACAGGCGGUUGAAGGAGCUGCAGCGGCGACACAACGAGUUUCGGCGCCUCCUGCUGGGUGGUCAGAGUGCCCUCAGUGCGGCCCCCGCCUUUCUCACCUCCUCGCCCAGCCCCUUCCUCCUCAUCGGGUCUGAGGGGCCGUUAUCCAACAUACCGGAGGAGCAGCAUCAGAGGGAGCUGUCUCUGUUGCGUCGGAGGCUGGAGGACCUGGAGAGCGCCCAGCAGCAGCAGCUGGAGGAACUGGGGUCUCUGGUGCACAGGGAUCGGGACCUCACUCCCCAGCCUGACCUUUGACACCCAAAUUGCUUUACAUUAGACUUUAAGUUGACU
Molecule: messenger RNA, 2302 nt
Organism: Scomber japonicus (chub mackerel)
Lineage: Eukaryota; Metazoa; Chordata; Actinopteri; Scombriformes; Scombridae
Gene: cep83
Product: centrosomal protein 83
Exons: 16
Coding region: 80-2266 (728 amino acids)
Cellular component (GO): centrosome
Source: RefSeq, a predicted model, not a curated record